GGCUGUAUUUUACGAUUCAAUUAUUCGUUGUUAUUUUGAAAAGUUCAGGAACCGGCAAACUUAAUUGUUACAUGUGUCCAUGUUGUGAACGUAAACCGCUGGUGUUGGGUAGUUGAUGUACUUUACAUUCAUAUUUCAGCUGUGAAACUUCGGCAAGGAUUUAAUUGAUGGCUUCUGCAGACAUUGAUCAGCUUACAGAUGCUCUGGCCAAGACUCAUGUUGGGGUAGAGCUCAGCUAUAAGGGUCAGGGACUGAAGCUGGACGAUAAACAAUCAGUGGAAAAGAUAGUGCUGGAGAUAGAACAGUUUCAUGGUCUGAAGGCUUUACGACUUGAAGGAAAUACUCUUGGAGUUGAAGCAGCACAGGCUAUCUCAAAGGCUCUUGAGUCAAAAAAAGAUCUGCAGCGAUGCUACUGGAGCGACAUGUUCACAGGUCGGCUCCGCUGUGAAAUUCCAUCUGCCUUGAAAUCCUUGGGCAGUGCUUUGAUGAUGUCAGGGGCCAAGCUUACUGAACUGGACCUGAGUGACAACGCGUUUGGACCUGAUGGUGUAAAGGGCAUUGAGGCCCUCCUCAAGAGCUCUGUGUGCUACACUCUACAGGAACUCAGGCUGAAUAAUUGUGGCAUGGGCAUUGAAGGAGGCACAAUCUUGGCCUCUGCAUUGACUGAGUGCUUCAAGCAGUCGAGCGCUGCAGGCUCACCUCUAAAGCUAAAAGUCUUUGUAGCAGGAAGGAAUCGACUUGAGAAUGACGGAGCCACUGCACUUUCUCAAGCAUUUCAGUUGAUUGGAAGCCUUGAGGAGAUUCACAUGCCACAAAAUGGGAUCAACCAUCGAGGCAUCACAGCUUUGGCCACGGCAAUGCAGGACAAUCCCAAUCUGCGUGUGCUUAACCUCAAUGACAAUACCUUCACCAAGAGAGGUGCGGUAGCCAUGGCCCAGGCCCUCAGGCACUUGUCUAAUGUACAGGUCAUUAAUUUUGGAGACUGUCUGGUGCGCUCCGAAGGUGCCAUUGCUAUAACAGCAGCACUAAGAGGACUGUCUGUUCUUAAGGAGCUGAACCUGUCGUUUGGAGAGAUUUCAGAAGCUGCAGCUCUGGUUGUUACCCAGGCUGUACGGGACAAAACUGAUUUGGUGAAACUAGACCUCAAUGGAAACUGCUUGGGGGAAGACGGCUGUGAGGCUCUCAAAGAGGCCAUGGAAAAUAUGGGGAUGGGGGAUGUGCUUGGCUCGCUCAGUGAUGAUGAAGGGGAAGAGGAGGAUGUUGAGAAUGAUGAGGAAGAUGAAGAUGAGGAAGAUGAUACAGAGGAUGAGGAGGAAGAUGAGCAAAACUGUAUCAAUGGGCUAAAAAAUAGAAGCAUUUUUGAAGGAAGCCCAGCAAAGGUAUCAUUAGGCAGUGCUGAAAUCUUGUCCUUCCUUCAGACCCCAACUUCUGAGAAACUGCUUAACCUUGGUGCCAAAAGAGUUCAGCUGUUUGAGCAACAAGUGGAUUCUUCAGAUGCUAGUAAAAUUGCAGACAUUUUUCUUCAGCUCUCCUCUGUGUAUAACGAAGACGCAGAAGUGAAUCAAGUUGUUCUUGAGCUUGCUGAUGCCCUGUUGAAGAAGACGCUUUCCAGCCUUCAGUUUCAGACCUAUAAUUUUACCACUUCACUGCUGGUGAAACUGGGACUUUUAAAGGGUGAGAAAAAGGCCAAGAAUGUGUGUGUUUUGCCUGGUCACCUACUUACUCUGAAGCACUGUGUUGAGCAGGACUACUUCCCUGUGGAUCAGGCCGAAGUUCUAGAAGUUUUUGUGUCUCGAAAUGGCAAAGUUUUCGCGUCAUGUCCCAGUGCUAGGGAUGACCUUAAAGCUUCACUGGAAAAAAGAAUCUCUGCCUAGAACCCAGUUUUGUCACUGAGAACUCCUAGUGGGGAGCACCACGAGCACCUCCUAGCGCCAACGAGGGGACCAGAAAUGCUUAUAAGGACAUAAUGUAUUAUUGUAUGCAUCCAAAUCAAUAGUUUUCUUAGUUGGAGGAGUAACAAUUCAACCAUAGUGAAUCAGUCCUUGGAGAGCAAAAUGUAUAAAAUACAUUGCAAACCACUGCCUAAUUAUAAGCAAAUUUAAUUUUAACUAAAAGAAAAAAAAAAACACAACAAAACUUGAGUAGCUUUGAUAAAAAUGUGUUUCUACUGAGGUUUUAUUUUCAUUCACAGAUUCAGUCUUGGCUUCCUAAAUAACAGCCCAAUUACUGAUAUUUUUGACAUAACUUCAAUUGAUCCAGUAACAGCACACCAGCUAUUAAUUAUUUAAGCGAUUUCUUCAACUUGGAAUACACUUCUUUUUUUUAUUUUUUUUUACCUUACCUGAUUAUUGACUUUCUCAAAUAAACAGACAAUAUGCUCAAAUGUACAAUUUGGCCAGUAGCAGACAGAAUCUGAAGAAUGAAAUAAAAAAAGAAAAUAUUUUUAAUAUUGAUCUAUUUUUAUAUAUAAAUAAAAAAAAAACAUCAUAAAGUAUUGAACAAGGGCUUUGUAGUUAUUUUUCUAGCUUAUGUAUGGUGAUGGUAAUGGAAUGUAAUUUUAGAGAUGUGAAAACACCUCUGCACACUGGUUUAUUUGACGAGGUGUCAAAUUUAAAAUGAUGUGAUGUAGAUUUGGUGUUAAAUUUUUAGGGAAAAGUUAGUAAAAGAGAACAGAAUAAAAAAUGAAAAUACCUCAAUACAAUUCUGCCUGUCAUUAUUAUCCUCGAUGUGCUCUGUUAUUUUUGUAUUCACAUUAAACUGAUUAAUUGUUUUUUGA
Molecule: messenger RNA, 2776 nt
Organism: Tachysurus vachellii
Lineage: Eukaryota; Metazoa; Chordata; Actinopteri; Siluriformes; Bagridae
Gene: rangap1b
Product: Ran GTPase activating protein 1b
Exons: 16
Coding region: 168-1874 (568 amino acids)
Biological process (GO): signal transduction; nucleocytoplasmic transport; activation of GTPase activity
Cellular component (GO): cytosol; nucleus; perinuclear region of cytoplasm
Molecular function (GO): GTPase activator activity; small GTPase binding
Source: RefSeq, a predicted model, not a curated record